Contarinia nasturtii (swede midge) is the source of this 1597-nucleotide messenger RNA. RefSeq names its product periodic tryptophan protein 1 homolog (gene nclb). The transcript is spliced from 5 exons. Bases 131 to 1495 code for a protein of 454 amino acids. Lineage: Eukaryota; Metazoa; Arthropoda; Insecta; Diptera; Cecidomyiidae. Gene Ontology annotation, biological process: rRNA processing. The record is from RefSeq and is a predicted model, not a curated record. Gene Ontology annotation, cellular component: nucleus. Gene Ontology annotation, molecular function: protein binding.
UACAAAUUUGUCAUUGGUCGUUUCCACGUGCUCUGUGUACACGAUAUUGAAGCGGGGAAGUGAAUUUUUAUUUCAAUUUUGGAUUCGAUUUUAAUUGAACGUGAUAAAAAAUUUGCGGUAACAACAAAAAAUGGAAGAAGAACAAAUUGAACAAGAUCAAGCGGUCGUCAACUUUAUUCCCUGCAUAUCGUUUGUGAAGCGUGGUGUUGCCAAAGAGAAUCCAGACAAGGUGACUUUAACGCGAGAAGAAUUAGCCAGAGUUAUUUCGUCUACAAAAAAAGAGUUAGAUGACGAGGAAAAUGAGGACGAUGACGACGAAAACGAUGAAAAUAUGGACACUUCUGAUGGUGUCGAACCACAGUCACGAAAUCCAGACGACGAGUUCAAUUUUGCCGACUACGAUGAAGAAGACGCAACUCAAGUGGCUGCAGUGAGUGAUAUAGCUGUCGUUGAUCCGGAUGAGCACAUCAGUGACGGAGAAGAUUCAGAGGCUGAAGAUGAUCUCAUCAAACCGACAGACAAUUUACUACUUGUUGGGCACGUUGAUGACGACGCUUCAUCGCUGGAGGUGUACGUUUAUAAUGAGGAAGAAAACAGUUUUUAUGUACAUCAUGAUUUUCUGUUACCAAGUUUUCCACUUUGCAUUGAAUGGAUGAAUUAUGAUCCAGAGAGCAAAGAUAACGGCAAUAUGUGUGCCAUCGGUUGUAUUGAUCCGAUCAUCACAAUUUGGGAUUUGGAUAUUCAAGACACGCUCGAACCGGCUGUUAAAUUAGGUUCAAAAGGCAAACGAAAAAAGGGCAUCGAAAAAUUUGGACAUACAGAUGCUGUAUUAGAUUUAUCUUGGAAUACAAAUUUUCCACACAUUUUGGCAAGUGGGUCCGUUGAUCAGUCUGUAAUUUUAUGGGAUUUAGACGAAUUGCAGCCACAUACCACAAUUCGUGCAUUCCAAGAAAAAGUGCAAUCAAUUAAAUUCCAUCCGACCGAAGCGCAAAUGCUAUUGACUGGCAGUUGUGAUGGUACUGUUAAAUUGUUUGAUUGCCGUGAUCCAAGCGAAAUCGAUACGAGUUUCAAACAAUGGUCAUUCACUGGAACCGAAGUGGAACGGGUCUACUGGAAUCCACAUAAUACAAACUACUAUUUUGUUGGCCUAAACAAUGGUUUCAUUCACUAUUGUGAUAUUCGUCAAGAGGGCAACAGUAUCUGGAAUAUACAAGCACACAGUGAUGAAAUCAGCGGCAUUCUCGUCAAUCAUAUGCAAGACGGUAUGCUCACCACCACAUCGGCCGAUGGUGUUCUGAAAGUAUGGCGAUAUAAUUCAAGCACAGCUCCAACAUUAAUUCAUGAAAAUGAAGUUGGCAUCGGUCGUAUUCAAUGCGCAGACAUUUCUUAUGACAAUGGAUUUACGUUGGCCGUUGGCGGUGACAACAAACAAAAACAACUUCGUGUCAUUGAUGUUCGAGAUUUCGAAGUUGUUAAGCGACAAUUUAACGCAUAAUUACGAUACAGAAAUUCUUAUUUUUGUUUAUAAAUAACCAAAUGAAAUUAUUCAUUAUUUUUUUAAAUCAAUUUAAAUAAAAUCACUUUUUAUGUUUUCGAA